GCUUUAUUUCAAACUAUUAAACAACUUUGCUAGGUUCUAGUAAAUUGUUUGUUAUUUUUAUAGAACAACCACUGCCCACACACUAGAGCCACAGCAGUAUCCAAAUUUUGUAUAUAUUUCGCGUUCACAUUUUUAGGCACAAACCACCAGUUCAUCAGAUCGCCACCAGUCUGUUCCGUGUCCUGUCUGUCUGUUUCCGGUAUGGAGCAGUUCUUCGGAUUUCCGGCUAGUGGAAUGGGUCUGGGAUUGGUUCAGAUGCCGCAGUGUGAAUAUCCAAUCCCAGGUGCGAUGGAAUACUCGCUCAAUCCCAAUGCGGUGGAGUUCGUGCCUUCGUAUCGUCAGAAACCAGAAUUCCCAAGCACAGUAACCAAAACGGAGGCCACAUCGACAACUACAUUGCUCCAUCCCGGAAUGCUAGGGGAUGCUGUGGAUCAUGCUGGAAAUGGAUUGCAUGUCCGUCAGAUCUUCGAGCUCCUGAGCCAACUGGGAGAUGAACAGAUGCCGCUGGAGGAGGUCUCAGUGGGUUUGUUACCAGGUGGCCAAGGUCUCAGCAUGACAUUCACCACAAAUAAGCCAGGACAGCUGCCGCUUCCGGAUUCAAUGAAUCCGUUCUUCCACAAGAACCAUAGCCUCCAGCUGGCUGUGGGCGAUCAGGAAAAGGUGGCCAGCAGACCGGAGAGCGUUCUGGUGGCCCAGUUUCUCAUCCGGGUCAACGAUCUACUGAACGAGAAGUACGAAUACGGUGGAGAUGCCUCCGUGUGUCCCAGGUGCACUUUGUGCUCCAAUCGCAGCUACACGGAGCUGGAAAUCGAGAAUCAGAUCGAGGGUAUAAAGGCCUUCGAGAACUUCUUCACUUUUACAGAGUCAACGCGCUACCAAGACUUAGUUUCCCACAAGGCCUUCAAGGAGCUGUGCCGUAAACUGGGCUUGAUCGUGAGCCGGGAUCAGAUCCACAUUAACCGAGUUGCUGAUAAAAUGACCACUGUGGUUCCUCCACCAACGGCACAGCCUUCCGCUGUCACUGUUAGCAAAGACGUCAUGGAACCCGAUGCGAAAGGUGAUGCCUAUGCUGGCGAUGAUGAAUCUCGUUCGAACGAAGGUGAGCUGACGCCAAGAGGAAAUCCUGAUCCGUCGAUGUCAACAGAAUAUGUUAGGGGAAAGCUUUACAGGUACGAAGACUCCGAGGGAUCUCAGCUGGUCAACGAGUUAAAUGAAGCUCAGCAAAGUACUGAUUCAAUGAUAGUGGAUGACUUUAAUUUCGAAUCAGCAUCUAGUUCACCGAUCAAGUCCGUGGUGACCACCAGUAUGCCUGCUAGCUUCCCCCGUUUAUACAAAUCGGCCAAGGCCAAAUGCACAGGUAGAGGAGCUGGACCUAGUGGCGUCCAGAGCUCCCCACAGCCUCACAGAAGUUCGGGUUAUGCCCGUUCGGUGGUGCGGCCAGCACAGGUUACACCCAACACCAUGGAGAAAUGCCGGAGCGCCGCAGUCGGUGGGCACUUCCAAGGUGGAUCAUCUGCUUCUCGAAAGAUGGAAUCAUGCCCACCGGGUGCAGCUCGCAAGCAAAAUCGCUUGACUAUAGCGAAAUCGGGCUGUGUUUACCAGCAACCGGGGAACAUGACAGGAGUUGCCUCAGGCCGUGUGGGCAAACAGGGAAAACCAGGGAACACUAUACAGAAACAGCAGGCAAAUCACAUUGGCAAGUCGGGAAAGAGUUCCGCCCCCAGUAGGAUGGGGAUACCCAAUUCGAAGCAAAACCAAGUUACAUCGCAGCGAAUGAUCCCAAGAAGCACAAAUGCUUCCAUGAUGCGUCAAACGGAAGUCAAAAGGCGCAUGAGCCUGAUGCGCGGCGAUAGCGAUACUGAUUUGCUCUACAACGAAUAUCUCUUCAAAUGAUUUGCAGGUGAAUUCUGCAGAUUUGUUGCUUCUCUUUCAAAUAUAAUUGUUCUUCACGCAAUAGACCAACAUAAACUCUAUGCUGAUUCCUUUUCUAUUUGGCUAAAUAAAUUUUAAAAAAUUC
Messenger RNA from Drosophila eugracilis, 2017 nucleotides. RefSeq lists its product as uncharacterized. Bases 202 to 1893 code for a protein of 563 amino acids. The transcript has 4 exons. NCBI's taxonomy places the organism in Eukaryota, Metazoa, Arthropoda, Insecta, Diptera, Drosophilidae. The record is from RefSeq and is a predicted model, not a curated record.